AUGUCUACAUUUAAUGCUAAAGAAUUUUGUGAAAAUCCUACACUUGAACAAUUAGCCGAACCUAUUAAGAAAGAUGAUUGGCGCUUUAUUGCUCAAUACUUCUCGGUACCUCAUUCGGGUUCAGCAACUAAGAAAGUAAUUAAGGAACUAGUAUUAGAAAAUCUAAUUCAAAGAGAAUUACUUCCCUCUGAAGCCACUGAUUCUUUAAACCCUCAAGAUCCCGAACUGCUUGACGUUAGAGACACUUCCAUGCUGUCUGAUCAGAAAGAGGAGUCUUGGUCCACUGCUCGACUAGAAUUUGAAAAGUAUGCUUUUGAUUUAAAACUUAAGAAUCUACCCCUUGUUCCUUCAUUUCUUGAAAAUGAUCCUGAUGGCUCAUUCCGUAACUUUGAGAAAACUGCUGAACACUUUAAAUGGCCCUAUGCUGAGUGGACUUGGCUUCUCCAACCUAAAUUAAGCGGUAAAGCUGCCAUCACCUUUUCAAAUCUUGAUUGCAUUGAUGAUUAUGAAUCCAUAAAACAGUCUAUUCUUGAUGCUUAUGCAAUCACACCUGACGGCUACAGACAAAAGUUUCGAAGUCUUACUAAGUCUCCUCAUGGUACCUUUGCUGAAUUUUUUACUGAGAAGGCUAGAUUGUUUAACAAAUGGCUAGAUUCAACUUCAACUAAAUCUUUCUCACAAUUAAAAGAACUUCUUAUUUUAGAAGAAGUAAAAAGAAAGUUACCCUUCGAUAUCCUUAAGCAUAUAGAAGAUAGGGGUGAAACCGAUCUCCUUAAAGCAGCACAAAUAGCUGAUUCAUUUGCGCUUUUGAAAAGGUCACAGCUGGGUAAGGUAGACAAGGUUAGAUUUUAUGUACAGUCCUCCUCUGGUGAAAACCUUGGGAAUGGUGGUAAAGCUGGCAAAAUUGCACCAUUAAACUUUUGUUCUUAUUGCAAGCGAGCAGGUCAUACCAUAGACAAGUGCAAAGACCCAAAGUGUAGAAAGUCUGGUAUAAAUGUAAGACCAUUCAUAAGUCCAAGCAUCCAAGCUUUUGAACCAAAACCAGUGGCAAGUGUGACAAAUGUAAACUCUCCAGAUCCAUUCAGUGAUUUUAAAUAUCGGGGAACUGUCUCUCUUGAUUCAAUGAGUAAAUCAUAUCCCAUACUCAUCCUUAGGGACACUGGAGCUGCUCAAAGUAUAAUUCUAAAGUCUGCUUUACCUGGAAUUGAGACAAAAUAUACAGGUGAAAAAGUUCUUGUUAAAGACUUGACUUCCAAAAUUAGUUAUAAACUAGCAAAUAUUUUUCUCACUUCUGAUUUUGUAUCAGGGGAAAUAAAGAUAGCUGUGACAGAAAAUAAUUUUCCAAUAGAGGGAAUAAGUUUAAUUCUUGGACAUGAUCUAGCAGGGAAAUUAGUGUACCCUACAAUUAAUGUUGUUGUUAAGCCUUUAACCUAUAGCCCAACUAAAGAACUGGAUCAGAAACAACCUCAUAUUUUCCCUGUGUGUGCUGUUACUCGUUCUAAGCUAUAUAAGAAAUCUUCCUUAGAAAAAGAAAAUCCAGUUGAUAAUUUGAUCUCACAAGAGAUCACACGAAGUAAAUUAAUUGCAGCUCAAAACGAUGACCCCUCUCUUGCUAAAUGCAGACAUGUUGCCUCAGACAGUCUUAAAGAUCAAAAGGUCCCUGGUUUUUAUUAUCAUGACGGACUAUUAAUGAGAGUAUUCCGUCCUCCUGAACUCCGUGCUUUAGAUACAUGGUCAGAAGUACAUCAAGUUGUAAUUCCGUUGUCAGUUCGGAAAUCAGUCAUGACACUUGCACAUGAUGGUUUAGCAGGUCACUUAGGUAUUCAAAAAACAUACAAGAAAAUACUUCAAAAUUUCUAUUGGCCAGGUAUGAAGAAAGAUGUUACACUAUUUAUCAGGUCUUGCCAUGUGUGUCAAGUUGGGGGAAAACCCAAUCAAAUAAUUCCAAGAGCUCCUUUACAUCCUAUUCGAGUAGACUCAGAUCCAUUUGAAAGAAUUGUAAUUGACUGUGUAGGACCACUGCCUAAAACAAAGAAAGGGAACCAUUAUCUCUUUACAAUUAUGGAUACUGCUACAAGAUAUCCAGAGGUUUACCCUUUAAAGAAUAUUUCUGCCAAUUCCAUUGUAAAAUGUCUACUUCAUUUUUUCACUUCAUUUGGAAUCCCUAAAGAGAUUCAAUGUGACAAAGGCAGUAAUUUUACAAGUGACUUGUUUCAAAAAGUCUUAGAACUGUUAGGUAUCUCGCAACAAAUGUCAACAGCUUAUCAUCCCCAAUCACAAGGUUGCCUUGAAAGAUUUCACCAGACCUUAAAAUCUAUGCUUAAAAAGUAUUGCUUAGAAACAGGGAAUUCCUGGGAUGAGAACAUUCAUUUUCUUCUGUUUGCCCUGAGGGAAUGUCCACAAGAAUCCCUUGGAUAUUCUCCAUUUGAAUUACUAUAUGGAAGACAGAUUAGAGGUCCACUUAAAGUUCUUAAAGAUCAGUGGUUUUCAGACUCUUCAGCUCCCCCUAAUCAAACAGUGGCAUCUUACAUAGAUAAUCUUAGAGCUAAGUUAUCAGAGGCAAGAAAAUUGGCUCUCUCUAAUCUUCAUAACGUUCAAAUCAAAAUGAAGUCUUCUCAUGAUUUAAAAUCACAAACUCGAGUAUUCUCUCCAGGAGACAAGGUUUUACUGUUCCUUCCAAUUCCAGGAAACCCUCUUAAGAGCAAAUUCAUUGGGCCUUAUGUUGUUUCUCAUAAAGUUUCUGAUUACAAUUAUGUAGUUCAAACUCCUGAUAGACGUAAAGAUACCCAGUUGGUACAUAUCAACUUAAUCAAAUCGUAUAUUGACAGGCAGCCAAAGGAGGACUUUGCCAAAGGCAAAUCUAUUGCAUGUAUGAUUCCUCAGGAAUCUCCCAUAACUUCUAUGUCUAACGAGUAUAUUGAGGAGACUGAUUACAUAAAAAUCCCAGGUCCUCAUAAUCCACAUAACUCUGAGAUAAUAGCUAAUCUUCAUAAAUAUUUAAAUUACUUGCCUGCUUCAAAGUUAAAUGAUGUAUAUCUAAUACUGAAAGAUUUUCCUCAGGUAACAGCUGAUAACCCAGGGUUUUGUGGCCAUACUCUACAUGAUGUUGAACUCACUCCCGAGGUAAGACCCAUUAGGCAAAGUUCAUAUAGACUCAGUCCAGAGAAGAAAGCUGUUAUGAAGAAGGAAGUAGAUUAUCUACUUGAUCAUGGUUUAGCUGAACCAAGUAACUCUCCAUGGGCUUCACCCUCACUGCUAGUGCCAAAACCUGACGGUACCAGUAGAUUAUGUACAGACUACCGAAAGUUAAAUAAAGUAACUAUACCUGACUCCUAUCCUCUUCCUUUAAUUGAAGAACUUGUAGACUCGAUAGGACAAGCCAAAUUCAUAACCAAAAUUGAUAUGCAGAAAGGUUACUAUCAAAUAGGAUUAACAGAUAAUGCUAAAGUCAUAUCUGCUUUUAUAACUCCUUUUGGUUUAUAUAAUUAUACAGUAAUGCCUUUUGGGAUGUGUAAUGCACCAGCCACCUUUCAACGAGCAAUCAAUUAUACCAUUCAGGGUCUUGAAGGUGUUAAAUCUUAUUUAGAUGAUUUACUUGUUAUCUCCAACUCAUGGGAUGUUCAUAUCCGUAGGCUACGCUCUCUGUUCUCCCGCUUAGACGAAGCUGGAUUCACCAUCAACUUGGCCAAAUCUACUUUCUGCAGUGCCUCCGUGACCUACUUGGGACAUAUCGUGGGUCACGGACGAACGUUGCCCAAACAAGCAAACGUAGAAGCAAUCCAGGCAUACCCCACUCCAACAACUCGGAAAUCUCUCAUGAGGUUUUUGGGCAUGGUGGGAUUCUACAGACGCUUCUGCAGUAACUUCUCGUCUAUAGCUACGCCUCUAACGGAUAUGACCAGCUCUAAGUGUGCUUUCCAGUGGACUUCCGAGUGCGCUGAAGCUUUUGAUAAACUGAAGCUCUUCAUUUCUUCGGAACCGGUGCUGAGAACUCCCGAUUACUCUCGUCCUUUCAGUCUGCAGAUUGACGCUAGUGGCCAUGGUGUUGGAGCGGUGCUACUACAAGAGGAUGAAGAUACUCGGGUGAUGCAUCCAGUUUCAUACUUCUCGGCAAAGCUGAAAAAACAUCAAACACAAUACUCUACUAUAGAACGUGAGGCUUUAAGUUUGGUAUUAGCCCUGAAAAAGUUCGACUGCUACCUCCAUAGCCAUCAGCCUGUGGUGGUGUAUACAGACCACAACCCUCUAGUGUUCAUACAUCGGAUGCAGAAUCAAAAUCAACGCAUUCUUCGAUGGUCUCUUCUACUUCAACAGUACAACCUCGUCGUCAAAUAUAUCAAGGGAGUAGAUAACGUCAUCGCUGACAGUCUGUCAAGAGAAUUUCCAACGUCGGAAGAUUCCGCCGACGACCUCCUCGUUCGUCAGAGCUACCGAGGAUUUAAAGGGGGAGGUGCUACAACUGCCGCCAUUCCCAUGGCCGCCAAAUGCCCCCAAAGGCGAAGAUCCGCGCACCUGGAAACUGCUGAUCUAACACUGGCGUCCGAUGAUUUCAGUGGCUUCUUAUUCAAAAGCAUCUUCUAA
Molecule: messenger RNA, 4581 nt
Organism: Penaeus chinensis
Lineage: Eukaryota; Metazoa; Arthropoda; Malacostraca; Decapoda; Penaeidae
Exons: 4
Coding region: 1-4581 (1526 amino acids)
Biological process (GO): DNA integration
Molecular function (GO): nucleic acid binding
Source: RefSeq, a predicted model, not a curated record